GGAGGCUCAGUCUCGCAGCAGCCAUUGAAGGGGAAGGAACUGCGGGUGUGUGUGUGUGUGUGUAUGUGUGUGUGCGCGCGCGCGUGUGUGCGUGUGAGUGCGCGCGAGUGUGUGGACAAGGAGGUGGGGGCAGUCGAGUUAGAGUCCCAACUCCUUGGACUCCAUUUGCUAUUCUCUUCUUUCUCCCCCACACCUAUCUGGUGGUGGUGGGCGUUUAUAUUUGCUUUUCUUUUCAUUCAUUUCCACAUCUUUUACAAUUUAAGGGUUGGGGUAGUGGGAAAGGCAGGAGAGGGUAAGGGAAGGGAGGAGUAGCAGAAGAGCAGGAGGAGGACAUGGAGAUGAAGAAGAGGAUUAACCUGGAGUUAAGGAACAGAGCCCCGGAGGAGGUGACAGAAUUAGUCCUUGAUAAUUGCCUAUGUGUCAAUGGGGAAAUCGAGGGCCUGAAUGAUACUUUUAAAAAACUAGAGUUUCUGAGUAUGGCUAACGUGGAGCUAAGUUCACUGGCCCGGCUGCCCAGCUUAACUAAACUUCGAAAGUUGGAACUUAGUGACAAUAUAAUUUCGGGAGGCUUGGAAGUCCUGGCAGAGAAAUGUCCAAAUCUUACCUACCUCAAUCUGAGUGGAAACAAAAUCAAAGAUCUCAGUACAGUAGAAGCUCUGCAAAAUCUUAAGAAUUUGAAAAGCCUUGACUUGUUUAACUGUGAGAUCACGAACCUGGAGGAUUACAGAGAAAGUAUUUUUGAACUGCUGCAGCAAAUCACCUACUUAGAUGGAUUUGAUCAAGAGGACAACGAGGCACCGGACUCAGAAGAGGAGGAUGAUGAGGAUGGAGAUGAAGAUGAUGAAGAUGAAGAGGAACAUGAAGCUGGUCCACCUGAAGGCUAUGAGGAGGAGGAGGAAGAGGAGGAGGAGGAGGAGGAGGAGGAAGACGAAGCAGGCUCAGAACUGGGAGAGGAAGAGGAAGUGGGCCUCUCCUACUUGAUGAAAGAAGAAAUCCAGGAUGAAGAAGAUGAUGAUGACUAUGUUGAAGAAGGGGAAGAAGAGGAAGAGGAUGAAGAAGAGGGACUUCGAGGGGAAAAAAGGAAACGGGAUGCUGAAGAUGAUGGAGACGAAGACGACGACUAGAUCAUUCUAAGACCAGAUUCCCUAGAGGUCCUGGCUGUGCAAUAGAGUGAUCACAUCUUCUUUGUUUCUUCAUGUACCAUAGUGAACCCUCCAGAAAAUAACCCGUAACUUUUUAUAGGAAAAGUGUGGUUUUACUAUUUUUGCCUUAUCAUUCCAAAUAAGAUUUACUAGUCUGUUAAUGAUCAUACUGUAUGUAGAGAAAAAAUUUUCAUUGAGCCCAUUGUGAAAUUCCCUAGCAAUUGAUUUAGAAUCUUCAUUUUUCUCAUUCAAGCUCACUGUAUUAGUUAUUUUUAGCUCCUAAUUAAAACAUGAUCACUUUUACACAGGCGUAGUUUGGUGCAUUUCAUUCAUAAGGUUUUAAAGUUAUUUAUAGUUAACUGAAAUCAUGGUCAGCUGGAAUAUGAAAUGAAGUCUCUUGAAUGAGAAGUUGGUUAUUUUUUUAGAGGUGACCCAGAGACCUUUAGUUUGAAGGCAAUGACUUCUUUUUUUUUUUUUUGGAUGCUUUUUUGUGACUUGAGUAGCUUGGAAAGUAGGAGCAGAAUAGUAAAGGUUCUACUCAACAGUAUAAUUUAUGGCUUUUGUGGAGGCUUCUGAAACCUUUUCAAGUCAGGUGACUAAAGAUUGUGUUGUUGAAGGAAAAUUGCUUGCACAAAGCUCAGAGACAUGCGGGUGAGCCCCCCCUUUUUUUUUUCAAGCUGAAGAUCACAACAUGCAGAGGGGUUGGUUAUUUUGGUUUGUUUUUAAAUGCAUUCUUUCUUUUCCUCUCAGAAAUUCCUUUAUGAUCACUUUCAUUUCUUGUUUCACUCCUCUCCUUCUGUCUCAAAAAAAAAAAAAAAAAAAAAAGUUGGGAGCCUUCUGUGAUACCCAGGAAAGCCUUUAGUUUUUUAUACCUCAGCCACCUUUUCAGACUUCUGUUUCAAACAAGCUAAGUGAAAGAAACUGAGUACUUUCUGAGAUAUGAAUAUUAUUACCAGUACACUUUUAUGCAACAGGUCCUGCUUACUGUAAGUCAUUUUUCAUUGACAAGAUGUACAGAUUGUAUUAUUAGGAUGAAGGGAAAAAAAGCAGAGGAGGCUUUUGGAAGCAGCAGUAAUAUUCCUCAAAAGUCAGAACAAUUGCCUGUUGAUAAUGAAUGAGAUGUUCAAGUCAAAUUUUCAAGUUCGCUUCCCAAAUGAUUUAGAUACCACACUGCAAAGUAUUUCUAACUUUUCUGAGUAGAACCUUUAAUUAUUCUUCCUAUAGUUUUAAGGAAUUACCAGAUAGAGCUUUUAAUUGGAGUAUACUGGGCAGUUGGAAAAUAUUUGAAACUAAAUCAAUAUUAAAAAUUAAGAUUUGGUUUCAAGUGGAUGUCCAUUAAAAAUCGAAAAAUAUUUUGGGACGAACCACAUGUUUCUACAUAUGGCUACUAAAUAUAAUAACGAUAGACAAGUACAUCCCUGUUUUUAUUGUGGAGGCUCCGUGGUCAAGGCCAUUGCUUUUGCAAUCUUGGCCAUCUAAAUGUUUUUCCACUUUGUUUUGGAUAUCUGGAAGUGUUUUUAAAGUUAGCAUCAGCAAAUUAAUUGAAGUAACUGGGACACAUGUAAAUUACUGAGUGAAGAACUGGUUCUUUUUUAGUUUCAAAUGUAUGACUUGGGGUUUUAGAGUA
Hyaena hyaena (striped hyena) is the source of this 2769-nucleotide messenger RNA. RefSeq names its product acidic nuclear phosphoprotein 32 family member E (gene ANP32E). Bases 333 to 1124 code for a protein of 263 amino acids. Gene Ontology annotation, biological process: regulation of apoptotic process. The record is from RefSeq and is a predicted model, not a curated record. Gene Ontology annotation, cellular component: nucleus. The transcript has 7 exons. Gene Ontology annotation, molecular function: phosphatase inhibitor activity; histone binding. NCBI's taxonomy places the organism in Eukaryota, Metazoa, Chordata, Mammalia, Carnivora, Hyaenidae.